GGAUGACGCCGUCGGGCUGACUCGGCUCGGCUCGAGACGCUCUCUCCGGCUGUAGAGUUAGCUUAGCUUAGCUGCCCGACUCUACUGGAGUUAAAACAAAAUCCAGCGCAAGAUGUCUAACGUCGUGCGGAAGUUCUUCGCCAGGCGGCGGUGAAGGCGACGCGCCCGAAAGCCGCACGUACCGUGAACGAUACGUUGCCCGGGGUCAGAAACUGCUGCACGUCUGAACAACGGAAAAGCGAAUUAGCGCCAGAACUAACCAAACUGCCACUGAGAACACAAACCUGUUGGGUUUUGUCUGGAUUUCCAACUACUCCGCCUUCCUCUGGAUUAUCAAGUUUUACCGUCUGUUUCUCCGGUCGACCUGGUGACUUCAGAUUUUGAUGGACCUAGAUAUCACUGAGUGACUAAAUACUUUUUUUCGAUCGAUGUAUUUGGUAGUUCAGGAAGCCUGUAUUAUGGCAUAAAGUUCACCACUCAGUACCACAUCAUGGAUCAUUUUUUGUACUGUUUUUCUUCCUGUGUUUUUUGGGCUAUAAAUUGGAUAAAGUUGUGGUGAUUCCCCCCCCCCCCCCCCACUAAUAUUUAAUUUUGUCAAGACAUGCUUCCGCUAACUUUGAUCUCCAUUUAUAGAUACAGAAGUUUUCUGCUUUUUCCCUGAAUUUCCACCAGUUUAGGACUUUGCAUUUAUAAAUAUUGCCUGGAAUGGUCUCUCUUAUCCAGCAUCCCCCUCUAACAUUUGAUCACAGCUCAGCACUAUCCAAGCAUAAGUACAUAUGUAACAUUUUUCUUUUGUGCAAAGUUUAAUUUUUUAUCUUGAAGCACAUCCUUUGCUAUACAAUUUGUGGGAAAGGAAAAGAGAGAGAUAAGCCAUUUUGAUUCACUGUUGGUUAUGUUGCUGCUGCGUUCACACUUGGAAAAAGCACAAAGCAGAUCCGCUCUGCCAACUAAAACACCUAAGACUGACUGGAACCUAUUGAGUUGGGAGAAAGUGCCUGCAUUCACUCAGUAAGUAAUUUUAAACAAAAGGAAACCUUUACUUCCAUGUUCGGGGCAUCUAAGUUCAGCAGCCCCUAGUUUGUCCUUCACCCUGAUUUUGUGCCAAUAGGUCCUCUGGCCACAUUGAUCUUGUCACCAAAAUAUUUUAUGGUUGCACAUAAACACUUGGAUAAACUUGAGCACUUUACCAAGAAAAUAAUCAGUACAUUUUCCCCCUUAUUAAUAAAAGAACUGCAAUCCAACACAACUUCUUGUACCUCCAAAUUCUGAAUACUUUUACCGAAACUUUCCCAGAGAGAUCAGCUUCAUCUUUUGAAGGCUUUUUUUUUUCGUUUGGACUUAUUUUGUCAAAUCCACUUGAGAGAAAACGGCUUCUCAAAAAGUCAGAUGUUAAAGUAGGCGAUUGGAGGGUUAAGUGGAAGGAGGACUGUUUGUACCUUGAUUAGUUCCAGACGCUGCUCUGUGUUGGGCUGAGAAGAGAAGAAGUGGGAGGCAACUGCUGGGUGUGUUGGGAUUUAUUUUAAUGGAAGGGUUCGACAGUGUGUUGCCUUGCGUCUGAGACUGGGUUCAGCGGACCUCUGGUGGUUGACUGACUGGUGCGUGCAGCUGUUUUGCUUUGCUUUUUGCUUGAGGUUUUUCAGAAUCAUCUCAGUUGAAGUUGCCAACUGUUAAUUGAUAGUCAUGGAGAUAAAGAUUGAUCAUAAUCAUUAGGCAGAUACAAAUUCAAUGUGCUGAACAUUUGCAACUUCAAUUCACUUGAACCCCUACAGGGUUGUUUAUCAGGGAUUUAAAAAUAUUUUUAUAUAAACGUCUUUUGUCUCUGAUUUCGGCCUGGGUGCCCGGUAUCGCCAUUUUCAGCCCUUGUGAUUUUGCACAAGUGGAUUGCUCGUUUGACAUUUCGUCACUUUCACCUGUCUGACAGCUGUCCUGCAGUGAUGAGCAACCCUGGCAGAAGAUGUUGCAGUGAAGAGAAAAGUCACAGCAUGCAAGUCACUGUGUAAUGCAUGACCAUUGAGGUCACAGUGAAUUCACAUCUGCACAAAUUUUAGUUGUGAUAUUUAAUCAAAUCCACAGCGAAAAACACGAACUUGAGCUAGAUUUUGCUUGCAGGAUUAUACGUGUUUUUUAUGGUUUUUAUUUCGACCUUUAAUUGAACCAAAAGCCAUGUUAUAAAUUUAACUUAUUUUUAUAUUGGUGUAUAAAUUUUAACUAUACUUUGCACAAAUCAAGCCCAGCUUUUCCCAUUACAACAUUCUUUUUGUCAGACUUUAAACAAGCUGGUAACUUUUUUUUUUUGGACAUAACCAGCUCUUCACUGGACUUUUUCUCUUCAAAUUAAAUCUAAAAACGGAAAGGAAACGUGACCUGGACUGAUAAAACCAAAGCAGCAUUUUUACACAGUGUGCCAUUAAUUUUUUCAAUUCUGUUUUUCCUUUUCUUUGACUGAUUUUGUCACUGUGAUUUAAAUUUUUAUUUUUUUUAUUUCACCCUGAAACAGCUCUGCAUUCCCUCUGGUGGUCUUUUACAGCUUGCACCCCCCCACCCCCCACCUCCACCCCUACCUUCCACCCCUCGAAAAUGCCCAGGCUUUGGUGUUCCCCUCGCGCUGCGAGGAGGCGGAGACUCCUUUUCUCUCCAUAACCCCCCCUGCUCACCCCCCCCCAGAGAUUUUAUUUUAGUCUGUUAUCCUGUUUCUCCCCCUCCCCUCCUGUUCAUCCCCAGCUGUUUCUUUUCUCCACCCCUUUUACUAGCCUCUGUUUUUGACCCCCACCCAAAUAUUCCCUCCUUUUUUUUUGUUUUCUUUGGACCUGGGUUUGUGUGCCCGCCCUGUUAGUGAUGCCCAGUGUUGAUAAAAGUGGGGGUGCCGGUGGACCCUCGUCAUCUCCCAAGUCCUCCCUGCCCCGCCAGCUACGGCCGAGCCGCUACAUCCCUGUGGCAGCAGCCACGGCCUUCCUGGUGGGGGCCACCACGCUCUUCUUCUGCUUCACAUGCCCCUGGCUUUCUGAGCAGUUCUCCGUGGCCAUACCCUUGUACAAUGGCGUGGUCUUCCUUUUUGUGCUCGCCAACUUCUGUAUGGCCACCUUCAUGGACCCCGGCAUAUUCCCCAGAGCGGAGGAAGACGAGGACAAGGAGGACGACUUUCGCGCCCCGCUCUACAAGACGGUGGAGAUCCGUGGCAUCCAGGUGCGGAUGAAGUGGUGCUCCACCUGCCGCUUCUACCGGCCGCCCCGCUGCUCCCACUGCUCCGUGUGCGACAACUGUGUGGAGGACUUCGACCAUCACUGCCCCUGGGUCAACAACUGUAUCGGGAGACGGAACUACCGCUACUUCUUCCUGUUCCUGCUCUCCCUGACCGCCCACAUCAUGGCCGUCUUUGGCUUCGGCCUGCUCUUCAUCCUGUACCACACGAAGCAGCUGGACCGCGUGCACUCCGCCGUCACCAUGGCUGUCAUGUGUGUUGCUGGCCUCUUCUUCAUCCCAGUAGCCGGCCUUACUGGCUUCCACAUAGUACUGGUGGCCCGGGGCCGAACGACUAAUGAGCAGGUGACGGGAAAGUUCAGGGGGGGCGUGAACCCCUUCACCAAUGGCUGCUGGAGGAACAUCUCGCACGUCCUCUGUAGCUCUCAGGCGCCCAGAUACAUGGGCCGGUGGAGGAGGGAGCAAACUGUGGUGGUCCAGCCGCCAUUCCUCAGGCCGAAGCUGGCGCUGAACAAUGGCGUCGAUGGCCACAGCACCCGGUCAAAGAGCAGUCUGGAUGCAAUGGAGAGCCAGUCGGCUGACGCCGAGGCUCCUCCCCCUCCUAAGCCUGAGCUUAGAUACCCAGGUCACCCCAGGGGACAGAUGUCCAUGGGGAACACAGAGGAGAGCAGUCUCCUGGGCGACGCCCCUCCCACGCCCACCAUGUACAAGUACAGGCCAUCCUACAGCAGCCCGGGGAAGAACCACACCGCGCUCACACACUCCGGCAAGAUGAAUCGAGGGGACAGUCUGCAGGAGCCCUCGUCUAUCCUGCAGUCGAGCCAGCAGCCCAGCUACCGCUCGGAGCCCAGUCUGGACGGGAGGGCGGGGCACCGGGAACGGGGCGACAGGGAGAGGGGUGGCGGAGGCUCUGGGGGGAUGAGCAGCGUUCCUAGCUCUGCCAUGUCGGGCUACUCCUUGGGGGGGCGCUCCUACCCGUCUUUCACGGACCCCAUGGUGCUGUCGGGCGGGGCGUCGCGCUCCUCCAGCCUGCGCUCCACCCACACAGCCCACAAUGCACUGGGCACGCUGCACUCCGAGGGCACCACCUCCACGAGCUACAAAAGCCUGGCUAACCAGACGCCCCGCAACGGGAGCCUCUCAUACGAUAGCCUGCUGACCCCGUCCGAGAGCCCGGAGUUUGAGUCCGCGGCCCCGGAGCUGUCUCCGCCAAGCGCCCCCCCACAGAUGCUGGGCUAUAGCUCACCCUUCCUGUCGGCUCAGCAGCGCGAGUCCGAGCUACACCAGGCCUCUGCCGCCCUUCUCUCUUCCCCCCAGAAGCACUACGCUCGUGCCUCCAGCCCCCCCUCCGCCGAGAGGGAGCACUUACUGCUGGACUCCCACCAGCCACCACAGCCUUCGCACCACCCCCGCCCCCCCCGCUUCUCCCGCACCCCGCUCCUGUCUGACCCGCCGCCGCCACCUAUCUCCUGUCGCACUCGCUCCUUGGGAUCCCCGGAUGCUCCGCAGGCCCCCGCUUCUCCAUCAGCCCCCCCUGUCAGCCCUUCACACCCCCCCAUAGGCAAGUCGCUCUCCUACACUAGUGCCGGCAUUGAGCUGCAGUACCGCUCGCGACCUCCGGAGGGCAGCGCUGCUGCGUGUCAGGAGGGGCCGCUCCCCAGGGGCAGGAAGGCCUCUGGGGGGGUCACCGGCAGCGGUAGUGGGAUUCAGGCUCCAAAGGACGAGAUUCAGAUGAAGUCUUUUAGUCGGUCAAAUGGACACCCCAGAUCUGCUCACCCUCAUCUUCCACCUCCUCCUCAUUCAGUCAGCUCCUCCGCCAGACCAGGACCAGCCAAUCACAGUGCUUCUCCUCCACUUAGCCCCGCCCACAAACAGGGGGGAGGAGUGAAGAAGGUGACUGGCGUUGGCGGGACCACCUAUGAGAUUUCGGUAUAAGUCAAAGACGGCCUUGUGAACAGUUUGCAAGAGAAAUGGAUUUACUCUGGAAUUGAGGAAAAUCAGCUUCGCCUUGCAACAGUGGAACCUUUUGAACAAGUAAAGGUGGAAUCGUGGGCAGUGAGCUACCCUGCCGUUUUCACGUUUUAAAAAUCCUGUGGUUCACAGACAUUUACAAGUUCGUUUGCUAAAACUUUUUGAGAACCACCUUGAUUUUGCAUAUUGAGGCGGAGACCUGAGGAUCAGUGACCAAUGGUUAAAGGACACUCAGCCGGUGACUGGAAGCCGCAAUUUUAUUUUUUAUUUUUUUUGAGAUAGCUGGUAUUUCACAGAGAAAUAUUGAAUAUAUACAUACAUUUUAUUAUGAAGCUAUAUUAGUCAUUCUUAUGUAAUCUCUGCACGGGUAAGGACGUAACUUUGCUCUCGACCAAGUGGCAGUACAGACGUAGCUAAUGCGUCCUCAACGCGGGAUCCGCUCACUACUGUCGUCGCCUUGAGACCAUUUACUGCCAUCUGAACCACUGACUCGACUUCAGCAGAGACGUGGAGCAGUGACACAAAGACGAUGGAAGACUUUUUUUUUUUUUGCUGACCUGAGAAGUUUCUUUAGAUUCCACAGAAAUUUUUUUAAUUCCCCCCUUUUCAUUUUGUUUAUCAUAAAUGAACACCGCAGGGGUCUCGGCCAAUCGAGUUGGUCGGAGACAUACCAGGCAGGUCAUGGGUCAUGUAGCGAGUUGUCAGUGGGUCGCUUGUUUCCGUCAGUUGUUGCAUCAGUCAGACUCGAAUGGAUUUAUUACCCAAAGAUGGCUGGAUGAUCAGGGGCUUUUCUCCAAUAUUGCGGGUUAAGCCAUAUAGAAAUACUGCAGCCACAGUAACUUUUUGCGGAGAAUAAUGUUGAAAUCAAGGAUUAUUGUAUGCAAGUUGUCUCUUGUAGCGUAAAAUUCAUGUAUUUGGUGUUUGCGACGUUUUCGCUCGGCAUUAGCCAGAAUUUCUUUUUUCUGUCUUUAAGGAUGGAUCGAUGGCUGAUCAGGAAGAAAAUCGGCAGAAAUGAGUAGGCAAGUUAUCUUGUAAGAACUAUACCAGGCCAUUUCUGUUGAUGCUUUAAAUCUGGCACUAGGUAUCGCAACUUAACAAGAAACCAAAAAGUAACCGUUUUUUUUUUUUAAUUCUGAUGGGUUAAAGUUUUAAGGUUUUGCCGGUCGUCCUUGUCAUCGGCAGUUAGGAUUUCCCCGUUAUUGACGGAAGCUUGAUAUUUGCAAGAUGCACAGCAGCCUGUUGCCCGAGUGAAUGUUUCAUGGGUAUGACAACCAACCAAACUGGUUAAUGGCUUUGUAGAGGUUAAAGGGCAGCACACAUGCAGGUGUUUUCAUAAAGAGAUGUGAAUGAUAGCGAGUGAGUGAGGAAGACAUUGUGGCUGAGCAACACAAUAAAUCCUUGGAAAUAAACACAAUUGCAUAAUCUCUGCAAUGUUUCAAUUUCUCGGGUCAUUUGAUUGCAAGGAAGCUAAACUCAUUGACACAUUACCACAAUACUUAUCAAAUGUAUACAUUGUUUCAAACUAAUUUAUCUUGUCACAUAUAUACCUUGUCUUUCCACAAUAUUACCUUAUGUUUUACAUAUAGCCACUCAACGGUUCACGUUUCAAAGAGAACACUUCUGUUAGGUUUUUUUUUUUUUAAAUGGCACCCAAUUCUGCAUCAGAUAUGACCUGUUUUUAGCAGCCCUGAUAAUUUGUGUGUGUGUGUGUUUAUACACAGUGGGUUACAUGUCACUUAUUGUACUAUAAGCACUUGUCGGUUUUGCAAGCCUGUCUAAGCCAAAGAUGCGUGCUGGAUUCCACAAACCGAAGGGAUCCCUCGUUUUCCACCACUGCAGACUCACGUGUACGUGGGUUGUCAUCUACAUGACACCGUACACAGGUAGAAAGAGUGAGCCGGUACGGGAUCGGCCUUUGGGCCAGGGAUGCGCGCGAUGGAACUGUUGACAUUUCAGGGAAUGUCUGGCCAAAAUGUCUAUUUUAUUUUAAACAUUCGGAACAGUCUUUGGAGGUGCUCCAAGUAAAUGACCGAAACAAGUUGCCUUAAAGAGUGUAUUAAAGAUUAUUAAUAAAGUCUCUACAUGACCAA
Molecule: messenger RNA, 7259 nt
Organism: Brienomyrus brachyistius
Lineage: Eukaryota; Metazoa; Chordata; Actinopteri; Osteoglossiformes; Mormyridae
Product: palmitoyltransferase ZDHHC5-A-like
Exons: 12
Coding region: 2836-5133 (765 amino acids)
Biological process (GO): protein palmitoylation
Molecular function (GO): palmitoyltransferase activity
Source: RefSeq, a predicted model, not a curated record